UCCAUAUUCUUAUAUUUUUGGACAAGAAUGGAUGACCAGACAAUGGCUGACAAGCUCUGCACUGCUUCUGCCUGUGGACAUCUUGAUAAAGUCUUGUUUUUACUGCAAAGUGGAGCUGAUGUCAGUGGAAUUAACAAAUACGGGAGAACUGCACUGCAGGUGGUUAAAUUGAGUUGCCCCGACUUGGUUAAGGUCCUGCUCAAUAAGGGCGCAAACCCAGACUUACGUGACCCUGUCCUAGGCCUCACCGUGACGCAUGAUGCGGCGCGCGAAGGCUUCGAUGACACAGUGAGCGUCCUCCUGCAACACGGGGCGAAUCCGAACCUGUUGGAUGAUCGCGGUAACCUGCCGCUGCACCUGGCUGCCAAGGAGGGUAACCUGGAGGUGGUCCGGCUGCUCCUGGGGUUCACCGAGAACCCAAGCGCGACAAACGCCCAGGGGCGCACCGCCCGACAACUGGCUCAGGACCACGGCAAGACUCAGACAGCCGAGCUGAUCGACGAGUAUCUGAACAACGCACACUAGAAAGGAUUAAGAAGAGAACGAUUGCUGUUACAGCUGUUGAGCCGUUUCGACCGUCCUUCUGACUCUUCUGACUCAUAUACCUUGCAAACGCAAUGCUGCUUUAACAUUUUAGAAUCAAGUCAUUGAUUUUAGAACAUCCACACUUUAAUAUGCUAUUUAGAGUCCCAGCAAAUCACACAAGGCUUUAGAUUUGCUUUUGUAAGUUUCAUCUUCCCUGUUUAUCCUUGAGUUACACUUAUUUAUCAGUCUUUUUUUAAAAAUAUCUGUGCCCUUCAGCGAGUACUAAACAAACAGGAUGUGCUCUUCUGAGGCACCUCCAAUGACUGGAAGUCAUAUCACUAGCUGUGUGUGGUUCUCUAUCGUUAGCUAUGUGUGGUUUUCACACUUUAUUUUUCCAGGGCUUAAAAAAAUAGAACUGCAUUCUGGAACAGGUAACCAAUGUGUUCAAAUGUAAGCUUAAUAUAUUCUCAAAUAUUCUCUCUAUUCUCUGUAUCUCGCCGUGCUUCAUUCUCAGUUUUUCAUUAUCCGGAAGCAGUAGCUCACAUGGUUGAAUUCAUGUCUGAAUUACUAGUGAAAACAACAAAGAUGUGUCACGUGUUGAUAGCCACAGUGUGUGAAACUAAAACUAACUUCCUUUCAUGCUCAUGAAGUCCUUGCAGUCAAGAAGCUACAUGCUCCAUUUAGUCACAUACACAAUGUUAUUGCAACAACAUCAAUAGUAACCCUAGUGGAGUAUGCAGAUUCGUGAAAGAAAAAAAAAUCUAUAAAAAAUUACCUUUAAGUUAUGGCUGUACUACAAAAUGACAAAGGCCAUUCUUUGUUUUUACUACUCUUUCUCUCUGACUCCCUGUGAGUAUUUGAUAAGCUGCAGCUCGGUUCAGCUGCUUGGUGGGGUGUCUGGCUCAAAUGUCAUCUCCAGAUAGUAUAAUAUUCAGUCAUUUAUUCAUUCUUUUAUAUUCUAGCUGUUUAUAAUUCUCUGAGUAGCAGUGAGAUUGGAACCAUCUUGGACAGUUCACCAGUCUAUCAUUGGGCCACGUACUUAGACAUUCAAAUAUACAAAGAGCAAGAAAUCUUAUCCUAAGAACUUUCCAAAGGACUGCCACCAAGAAAAUGUGAAAUAAAAGGAGAAGCGCACUACAUUCAGAAUAGGCCCCUUUUUCAGAAUAGACUGUGAAGAAGCAUCACUCAUCUCAUUCAGCAUCAUAUGUGUACACUGUAAUUAUUUAUGAUGAGUGCAUUUGAAAUCAUCUUGUACUGGUUCACCCAAAGACAAUGGUUGGUUGAAUACUUAUACGUCCCUCUGUGUUCUGUUUAUCUCUGCUGCUCUGUGUGGGAAUGUGAAAAUGAAAGCUAUCAAAUAAAGUGAACCAACCUUUAACACCUGGUGUUUGUCUGCUUCAUUCAUGUGUUUCACAUCAUUCACAAAACAAAAUGAAUGGUUAUGUUUGAUGUGCUCCUUAGGAAAAUACUUCAGUUGCUCAUUAAUAACAGCUAUAUAAUGAUACUCAACGAAGCAAGCAGCUUCGAUACUGAUAUAAAAAAAACCGUUGGGAGCCAACACACAGAUCCAUGCCAAAAACAGAUAAUGUUUUAAAUAAAACCCCACCAUCUUUGAGUCCACUCAUGCCUCAGGCUUUUUUUCCCUUUUAGAGUAAACCUUUUUCUAAGAAUAAAAAACACCCUUUGCAAGUCUUCUCUUUCAAUUAUUUAAUCUUAACAUGUCCCCUGUACUGUGCACUGUCUGCAAAUGUGAGCCAAAAUCUGUUACCAGAAACCGUGACGUAUCGAUAGGAACUGUUAUGAAUAGACACACACACAAUCCACAAUGAACAGCGAGCAGUGUUUUGAACUGUUAUUUCAGUUAGUGUCAUCUAGGUCGUUGUGGUUUUUGGUUAUCUCUGAGAGAAGUACACUAGCUUUAGCUCCAAGUAAUCAAUUUCAAUUUGAAUAUUUUCAUGACUUACCCCACAUAGCGGUGCUGUUUUUGUGGUUUGUAUCCCCCUGUUCAACAAGAAUAACAGUUUGGUAGGAACAGUGUUUUAAACGUUUUAAUCAUUGGACAGACCCCUUUAAGUGGUGCUUUGGCCCAGAGGCAAUGUCUCUGGAACCCCAGGGUUCACCUCACGAUGUACUGGUACGGUGCAAUGUGAUUUGGGUGAUGGUCGUGGAGACUGCUGCCCCCACGACCCAGUAAUGGAUAAGUGGAUGAAAAUGGAUGGAUGGAUGGACAUACCCCUUCACUGCCUGUUUAUAAAACCUAUACUGCACUUAUUUGUCACUUGCUUUUACCACCUGUUGAGUCUUUUCAUGUUAACUGUAGUGAUUUGUUUAGUCUUUGUUUAGCCACAUGAUCUUUAAGUUGUAAUGUCGAAUGGCUGUGUUUUUGCACAUUGUCCUUUUAAAUGUGCCUCAGAAGUAGAACUGAAUGGUACCGAGUUUAUGACCUCAGUGUUCCGUCCAUCCAUCUAGUUAACAACA
Cynoglossus semilaevis (tongue sole) is the source of this 3003-nucleotide messenger RNA. RefSeq names its product cyclin-dependent kinase inhibitor 2C (p18, inhibits CDK4) (gene cdkn2c). The transcript is spliced from 3 exons. The record is from RefSeq and is a predicted model, not a curated record. Bases 28 to 525 code for a protein of 165 amino acids. Gene Ontology annotation, molecular function: protein kinase binding; cyclin-dependent protein serine/threonine kinase inhibitor activity. Gene Ontology annotation, biological process: regulation of cyclin-dependent protein serine/threonine kinase activity; regulation of G1/S transition of mitotic cell cycle; negative regulation of cell population proliferation. Gene Ontology annotation, cellular component: cytoplasm; nucleus. Lineage: Eukaryota; Metazoa; Chordata; Actinopteri; Pleuronectiformes; Cynoglossidae.